Messenger RNA from Sorex fumeus (smoky shrew), 1925 nucleotides. RefSeq names its product monooxygenase DBH like 1 (gene MOXD1). Gene Ontology annotation, biological process: octopamine biosynthetic process; dopamine catabolic process; norepinephrine biosynthetic process. Gene Ontology annotation, molecular function: dopamine beta-monooxygenase activity; copper ion binding. The record is from RefSeq and is a predicted model, not a curated record. Bases 69 to 1925 code for a protein of 618 amino acids. Lineage: Eukaryota; Metazoa; Chordata; Mammalia; Eulipotyphla; Soricidae. Gene Ontology annotation, cellular component: secretory granule membrane. The transcript is spliced from 12 exons.
CGCUCGCCUCCUCCCCGCGCGGUCAGUCGGAGCCCAGGUGGCAGCGGGGCGGCCCGGAGCGCCCGAGGAUGCUCGGCUGGGCGCUGGUCCUGCUCUGGGGGCUGCUCCCCGCGGGGGGCUCGGCGGACGCCCUGCCGCACCGCAGCGCGCUCGACGCCGACGGCCGCUACUGGCUGAGCUGGGGCCCGCGCGGCAGCCGCCUCGCCUUCCGUCUCGAGGUGCGCACGACCGGCUACGUGGGCUUGGGCUUCUCGCCCACCGGGGGCAUGGCCGCGGCUGACAUCGUGCUGGGCGGGGUGGCCCACGGGCAGCCCUACCUGCAGGAUUAUUUUACAAAUGAAAAUAGGGAAUUGAAAAAAGACGCUCAACAAGAUUACCACCUAGAAUAUGCCAUGGAAAACAACACACAUACAAUAAUUGAAUUUACCAGAGAACUACAUACAUGUGACAUAAAUGAUAGGAGUAUAACGGAGAGUACUGUCAAAGUGAUCUGGGCCUACCACCAGGAGGAUGUGGGAGAAGCUGGUCCUAAGUAUCAUGAUUCCAAUCGUGGCACCAAGAGUCUUCGGUUACUGAAUCCUAAGAAAGCCAACAUGUUCUCUACAGCCACAUCAUACUUUGACCUGAUAAAUCAGGACGUCCCUGUUCCAAACAAAGGUACAACAUAUUGGUGCCAAAUGUUUAAGAUUCCUGUGUUCCAGGAAAAGCAUCAUGUAAUAAAGGUUGAACCAGUGAUACAGAAAGGCCAUGAGAGUCUGGUCCAUCACAUCCUGCUUUAUCAGUGCAGCAGCAACUUUAAUGACAGCGUCCUGGACUAUGGCCAUGAGUGCUACCACCCUAACAUGCCUGAUGCUUUCCUAACCUGUGAGACUGUUAUCUUUGCCUGGGCCAUCGGUGGAGAGGGUUUUUCCUAUCCACCUCAUGUUGGAUUAUCUCUUGGCACUCCAUUAGACCCUCACUUUGUUCUCCUGGAAGUCCAUUACGACAAUCCAACAAAUAUAGAAGGUUUAAUAGAUAAUUCUGGACUGAGGUUAUUUCAUACAACAAAUAUAAGGAAUUACGAUGCUGGGGUGAUUGAAGCCGGCCUUUGGGUUAGCCUCUUUCAUACCAUUCCUCCCGGAAUGCCUGAGUUUUUUUCGGAGGGUCACUGCACCCUGGAAUGCCUGGAUGAGGCACUGGAAGCUGAAAAGCCAAGUGGAAUCCAUGUGUUUGCUGUUCUUCUCCAUGCUCACCUGGCUGGCAGAGGAAUCAAGCUGCGUCACUUUCGCAAAGGAGAGGAAAUGAAAUUACUUGCUUAUGAUGAUGAUUUUGACUUCAAUUUUCAGGAGUUUCAGUAUCUACAAGAAGAAAAAACUAUCCUACCAGGAGAUAAUCUGAUAACUGAAUGUCGUUACAACACUAAAGAUAGAGCCCGGAUGACAUGGGGAGGACUAAGUACCAGGAAUGAAAUGUGUCUUUCGUACCUUCUUUAUUACCCAAGAAUUAACCUUACUCGAUGUGCCAGUAUUCCAGACAUUAUGGAACAACUUCAGUUUAUUGGUGUUAAGGAGAUCUACAGGCCAGUCACGACCUGGCCUUUUAUUAUAAAAAGCCCCAAGCAAUAUAGAAACCUGACUUUCAUGGAUGCAAUGAAUAAAUUCAAAUGGACUAGAAAAGAAGGUGUCGCCUUCAAUAAACUUGUCCUCAACCUGCCUGUGAACGUGAGAUGCUCCAAGACUGACAAUGCAGAGUGGUCGAUUCAAGGAAUGACAGCAUCCCCUCCAGACAUAGAAAGGCCCUACAAAGCAGCACCUCCAGUGUGUGAAGUACCUUACUCCUCCUCCUCCUCCUCCUCCUCUUCCUCCUCCUCCUUGGCGACGCGCAGGCGCGGCUUCCUCCUGAUGCACCUGUGCCUCAUGUUGUUCAGCGUGUGGCCCUGGUCCUAG